GAAAAAAAAGAAAACAUACUUGAACUGAAAAUCGAGGUUCCUUUGUUCGGUUCCCUGUCUUGAACUGAAAACGGGUAUUCGAAGGUUUUGUUGUUGCAGUUGUUCGUUGUUUUUUUCCCCCUUUCAUGAUAUCUAUCUCAUUUGGUUAGUAGAACACUAAAUCUCAAUCGAAUGCCAUUUGGGUGUACCAUCUUGUAAUUCUCUCGGAUUUUGGCAUUUUCUGUGUUGGAGAUUAACAUAUCCACCAGAAUUACCUUCUCUACGUGUCUUUACUCUUCGAUGUCGUAAAUCAUGUUUUAAAAAAAAUAUCCGAGAUAAGGUUUUGUUUUUGUUGUUGGGAUUGUGGUCGAAAAUGGAUUGUGGGAACAUGUCUAAAGGUAAGAGAUUUUUGUUGUUUCACUCACAUCAAGUAAGUGGUGAUGAAUGUUGAUUGUGAAGAAACAUGUUGAAAUCCGUUGUGGGUUGCUGCAAGGUGUACAUAUCAGAGAGCAGGAACAGAAUUGCGUUAGAAUCAAUAGAACGAGCUUCCACGCUUUUCCCUUUGGCUCCCAUAAUCAACAAGUUCGAGGAUGUGGCCUACAACAGAGUUGGUUACACCCUUGUCUCUGAAAUGGGUGUUUCAGGGCCAUCUCACCUGGCAGAUGCUGUGUUAGCAAUGGUUAAGGCUGCUUUUGACACCAUUGAUUUUGAUGUGCACUCUGGGACUCAUCCUCGACUUGGUGUCGUGGACCACAUUUGUUUUCACCCCUUGCUUGAUGCUUCCUUGGAUCAAGCAGCUACCACUGCUAGGUGUUUAGCCACGGAUAUGGGUUCUAAUCUUCAAGUUCCCACCUAUCUAUAUGGAGCAGCUCAUGAGGAGGGGAGGACACUUGAUUCAAUCAGAAGAGUAUUUGGUUAUUUUAAGCCAAAUUCUAGCGAAAAUCGGUGGAUUGGGGGACUAAAAUCAGACUCUUUACCACUGAAACCUGAUAGUGGCCCUUCUCAAGUAACAUCAGCAAAGGGUGUUGCAGUCAUUGGAGCCACCAAUUGGGUUGAUAACUACAACAUCCCUCUAUUGUCUUCUGAUAUUAAUGCUGUUCGCAGAAUUGCCAAACGGGUCAGUGGAAGAGGUGGUGGACUUCCCUCUGUACAGGCCAUGGCACUUGCACAUGGUGAAGGUGUGAUUGAGGUAGCCUGUAAUUUGUUGGAUCCAAAUAA
Messenger RNA from Vigna radiata var. radiata (mung bean), 1197 nucleotides. RefSeq names its product formimidoyltransferase-cyclodeaminase. Gene Ontology annotation, molecular function: folic acid binding; transferase activity. The record is from RefSeq and is a predicted model, not a curated record. Lineage: Eukaryota; Viridiplantae; Streptophyta; Magnoliopsida; Fabales; Fabaceae.